Molecule: messenger RNA, 3413 nt
Organism: Malania oleifera
Lineage: Eukaryota; Viridiplantae; Streptophyta; Magnoliopsida; Santalales; Ximeniaceae
Product: putative WEB family protein At1g65010, chloroplastic
Exons: 4
Coding region: 1243-3267 (674 amino acids)
Source: RefSeq, a predicted model, not a curated record
UGGAUGAAUUUACAGAUGAAGAACAUCAAUGAUAUUGCAAAAAUUGUUUCAGCAUGGAGCUGCUAUGGUUGAAGUACUUCUUUUUAUGCCGGUGUGUGAAUUAUUAUGGAAGGAAGAAAAAACUUCAAUUGAAGAAGAUUUGGAAGUCUUAAUUCAACUGAACAAAAGCAAUAUUGGGCAGAAGGGAAAAAUAGAAAGGCCUUCCUUGCCAAGUGACUAUAUCGGUUAGAUACUUGAUGCGUAUAGCUAUUGAACUGGGCCAAAAUUGCUUAAAGAAGAAAAGCCUUUCGUGCAAUGCUUUUUGAGUGGCUGAGACUGGCAUCUUGUGGAAAAUUGUAAGAAAAUUAAAGACCUGAGGCGCCCAUUAAUGAGCAUAUGAUGUAAUCAUGCAAGUGAUAUAUUACGAUUUUAAAGGAAAAUAUUAGGUAUGUAUCGGGCUGCAUUUGUGCGUGCUUAUGGACCAUGCAAAAGGUUGAUAUUAUUGAUGAUUUUAGAGAAUAAUUUGGGAAUUUUAUUUUGCUUUUGUGAAUGGUUAGCAUGGACUUAGAUAAUGCUGGUUAAAAUCUUUUCUGGGUGCCAGAGUGAGGAAUAGGUUCGAAGGGACGUAGCAACCCAGAACUCUACUGCAGAUGGGGCUUGUCAGUUCUCGAAAGGGCACGUUAUCUGAAAUAAGCAUGCGGCCAUUGCUCCACAGGGACCCUGUUGGAUUUGUUUCUUUCCUGUGAUUUUUUUUUAAUGGCCACCCAAUGGCUCAAGGCAAUCAAGAUUCAAGCUGCUGAAUUGAACCCAAGGAAGGGGAGACCUGUAUAUGGAAAUUGGAGAGUAGACGGAAAAAAAUUCCAGUCCCAAAGUUUAUUGGGCCAAAGCCCAAUGAAAGCACAGGCCCAUAAUGGGCGAUGGAACAUUCCAUAUUCCUAGGGUCAAAACAUAACAUGCAGACAGAGACAAUUGAAGAAAGUCAGGACUCAGGGGCGUUUCCGUCAAUACACAAGAUACAUUGGGCCAAUUUGAUACUUCAGAAACUUUCAAAUGUCUGUCAGCCAAACCAGGUCCCGCAAAACAUUUUAAAAACCCUCUCUCUCUCUCUCUCUCUCUCUCUCUCUCUCUGGUUUGCCGUUGCGCAAAAUAACUGAGCCUUUGCAGGAAGCCGCCAAAUUCGCUUUUUCUUCACAACCAGUAGGGGUCAGCAGCACGUCUCUCUCUCUCUCUCCCCACCCCCCCCUAAAUAUAGACGAUAUACAGAUGGAGAAUUGUCGGUUCAAGAUGCUACCUUCCAAACCCAGACUUCUAGCGGGAUGUGGAUCUGGGUCUCCUGAUGUUGUGAAAAAUUCUAUCUCUGCAUCAAAAUAUAGAUUUAUUUUAUCUAAAUCUAUCAGGGGUAAGCCCUCAAAAGCUGCAAAACUGCCUGAGAAAGGGAUUGUGGAAGCAUCAAAGAUGGAGCAGCGCAUGGAUCACCUUCAGGAAGAGUUGAAGGCGGCCAAAGAACGACUGAGUGCAACGGAGGAAGAGAGAGAUCGGGCACUCGAUGAGCUUAGAGAGAUGAAAAAGGUGGCUGACGAAGCCAACAUGACGCUUAGUGAAGCAUUACCUUCACGUAAGGCUGGAGAAAUAUAUAUGGAGCUCAAUGCGGUGAAGAAAUCACUCUCUGAUGCAAGUCAAGAAUUGAGGAUCAAGGAAAAGAAUAUCGAAUCUCUAAAACUUGAACUUGAAAAGGCUAGACAAUUGGGGCUGAAAUUAUCAGACAAAGAUGCCUCAUCGGAUAAGCUAAAAGAGGAGUCGAACGAUGCAAAAUCCUCAGAGACUUGCACAGUGGGUUUAUUGUCUGAAUAUAAGAAGAGAAUUCGAGAACUAGAAGUUGAAAUAGGGAAAGGAAAGGAAUCAGAAGCAAAAAUGUUCAAUUCAUUUGUCACACAAACAAAGCAACUUGAGGAAACCAAGAUUGCGCUUGAAGAAUCCAAGCUUGAAAUUACUUCACUUCAUGAGAAACUGGAAAGGUUGGAGGGUGAGCAAAGUAGCAGAAGUCCUAAUGCAUCCCAUAGUGUGAAUUCCGUGAAAGAAGCAUUAGAAAGUCUAAGAUCUGAGCUUCAAUUGACAAAAGAAAAUCUCACUCAUGCCCAAGAAGGUGAGAAACUUGCCUCUUUGAAGGCCCAAAGUUUACUUGAGGAGAUGGGUUUUCUUAAAAAUGAGUUGAGAUCUGCUAUUGAGGCAGAAGAGAAGAGCAACAAGGCCAUGGAUGAUCUGGCAUUAGCACUCAAAGAGGUUGCAAUGGAAGCUAACCAGGUGAAGGAGAAACUUAGCAUUGCCCAGGUGGAACUAGAGCAUGCCAAAGGGGAGGCUGAUCAAUCAAAGGUUUUGCUAAAUAGCAGUGAGGGUAAGUAUCAAGAACUCUUGAAUGAAACAAAUACAGAAUCUGAGCGGUUAAAAAAUACUGUUGAGAGACUCAGAGUAGAAGCAGAGGAGUCGCUUUUGGCAUGGAAUGAGAAAGAGAUUGGGUUCGUCAGUUGCAUAAAAAGAGCUGAAGAGGAAAGGACUGCUGCGCAACAGGAGUACAAUAGACUGCUCGAAUCAAUAAAAGCCUCUGAGAAUAAGACUAUGUCAUCGAGAGAGGAGAAUCACAAAUUGAGGGAUAUAUUGAAACAGGCCUUGAAUGAGGCUACUGCUGCAAAAGAAGCCGCAGGGAUUGCUACGGCUGAAAAUUCUCAGCUCAAGGAUUGUUUAGCUGAAAAGGACAAUGCUUUAGAUAUUCUUACCCGGCAUAAUGAGAGCCUUAGAAUCAAUGAAGCUGCAGCUCUUGAGAAUGUUAAAGAGUUGAAGCGGUUGCUUUCUACAUCCUCAGCAAGAGAGUUGAGGACUAAUAACGAAGAGUUUGGAGGGAUAUUCAGAAUGCACAAUCCGGCGCUUAAGGUGCAUAAAGGUGACAAGAAACUGAACAAAGCUUUCAGUUUUGAUCUUAAGGACCUUAGAGUUCCAAAUAGAAACAAGGAUGUUAAUGAGGACCCUAAGAAGGCUGAUGCACUCAAGGGCUCAAUAUUUGAUACGGUAGAGUCACCGAAAUCAGAAACCCAUCACCGAAAAGGGUCCUCUUCUACAUUCACAGAUGAUGGAGAAACAAUCAAUUCAGACGACUAUGAUCAUCUGAGUGGGACUUAUGCUGAUGAUAUGGAGAAUGAUCGAAACUCACAAAGAAAAAAGGUGGCUUUACUGCGAAGAUUUGGAAAUCUUAUAAGGAGGGGUAGUUUCCACAAAAAGGAACCAUCUAUGGAAUAAGUCCUUGCCCUGGUUUUAUUUUUUAUUUUUUCCCUUUUGUUUGUGUAGUUUUGGUCUGAAGUUACGAUGUUCUAUCCAGAUUUUGAGUUGUAGAUUAAUUUUUCGCUAUGCUCCAUGCCAUCCAAUAUACUGUUUAUUUCUUUUCA